AUGAAUAGCAGCAGUCCUGUAGACUCAUCAGCAAAAAGUUUUGAUGGGUUUACUCUCACUUUUGGAAUAUCCAUUGGUGUUCUUUCAGUAAUAGCAAUCGCCAUUGUUGUUUACUUUCUCUGCACUCGAAAACCGAUGCCUUCACACCAUGAUGGCUCCUCGUCUGACGAAGACUCUGUCACUAUUGCAAUAGGUUUGGAUGAAGCCACUCUCGAUAACUAUCCGAAGUUGCUUUAUUCUGAAGCAAAAGGAAAGCUUGAAAAAGGAGAUGAUUCUAUAGCUUCUUGUUGCUCAAUUUGCUUGGCAAACUAUAAAGAUAGUGACUUGCUGCGGCUGUUGCCUGAGUGUCAUCACCUUUUCCAUCCACAGUGCAUUGAUCCAUGGCUCAAGCUGCAUGCUAAUUGUCCACUAUGUCGAACCUCGCCUGUCCGUUCGCUGAGUAAUGUCAACGAAACAGCUUCUGGGCCACCCCGGCAAGUGUUCUACGAUACAUGUGAAUUUGACAGAAUUGACAAAUGGACCUUAACACUGGUUUUUGAUGAGGUUUUGGAAUCAUCAAGGAUAUCAAUACUAGCUAGAGUUUUGGCAACAAGGUCAAUCAACUUGAUGAGAUUAUGA
Messenger RNA from Dovyalis caffra, 618 nucleotides. The record is from the annotation of a GenBank genome assembly. Lineage: Eukaryota; Viridiplantae; Streptophyta; Magnoliopsida; Malpighiales; Salicaceae.